Molecule: messenger RNA, 1522 nt
Organism: Ziziphus jujuba (common jujube)
Lineage: Eukaryota; Viridiplantae; Streptophyta; Magnoliopsida; Rosales; Rhamnaceae
Product: protein PALE CRESS, chloroplastic
Exons: 7
Coding region: 411-1361 (316 amino acids)
Biological process (GO): cellular response to light stimulus; leaf development; leaf morphogenesis
Cellular component (GO): etioplast; amyloplast; chloroplast
Source: RefSeq, a predicted model, not a curated record
CUCUCUCUCUCUCCAUCCCUGCCUUUGACGACAGAAAAAUCAAAAAUGGAAAACCAUACUCAAUCUCAAUACCAAAUUUAAAAAUAAAUAAAUAAAUUGUGGUGGGUUACGCAGCAGGUUUUCAUUGGGAACCAAACAAACUGCACCUAAACGUCCUGUACGUAAAAGUUCUGUCCAGUUUGAAGAUUAUUUAUCUAUCUCCGUCUAUCCCAAGUAAAAUUAUUCAGUCGCACUCUCACUCCUCUGUAUCGACUCCUCUGUAUCGGGUUCUCUGAUAAAGAAGGAAAUAUCGGGUUCUCUGAUAAAGAAGGAAAAGACCCCCAAAAAAAAAAGGAAAAAAAAAAAAAAAGGUUAUCUGAUAAAGAAGGAAAAGACCCCACAAAAAAAGAGAAAAAAAAAAAAAAAAGAAAAUGGGAGGCAAGGUUUUGAGGCUGACUUGCACGCCACCCACACCAUUACCCAGUUCGUCUUCGACCAUCUAUUCGAAGCCUUCAAAAAACUUUUUUUGCCCCUCUCUUUUCAAACCCAAGUAUCCACCCCGCUCAGUUUUAGCAAAGAGCUUCAGCGAAGAAGAGCGACUUUUAGAGGGGCUUCCUAAGGAGUAUUAUGACGAUGAAUGGCAAGCCCGACAGAGGGAAAAGACAAAGGAGUUUCAUCGAAGACGUCGGAAGGAAGAAGAAGAAGAAGAAAGAAAGGUUGCAGAGUAUCGUGAAAUUGGUAUGAGACUCAAAGGGUAUCCUGAAGAAGAUGUCCGUAAAGCUCGGAGAUUGGUUUCGAACUUAAUCAUGUCUGCUGAGGAAGUUGAAGAGAAAAUUGAGGAAGCUGCAGAGAAAGGGGAACUCACUGAACUUGUUCUUAUGGUGAUCUGGAAUCGCCUUGAUCUUGCUCGACGUGAUGACGAAAAGGAUGCUAUCAGAAGUCUUGAUUUACUUUACAGAAGGGUUGAGACUGAGAUAUUGAAACGGGAGGCUACUCCUGCCAUGAGACUACUCAACGAUCUUUUGAAUUUGCAUGAUGGGUUUGAUGAUGAAAGAUGGCUGAAGGAAUGCAAAAAACGCAUGGUUGAUAGUUUUCCACGGGAGGAUCCAUUUAGUAUUGUUCUUCCUGUCGGAUUUGACAUUAAUAAGCAUGAAGGGCAACUGCGACCACCACUUGAAGCUGAUGAUGCUUUGUUAAGAGUAGACUUUGUUAGAGAGGUUGACGCGUUGCUACAGGAGGUUCGGGCUGAAGAACGUGAAGCACAAAUUGCACAAGGGCUUGAUCCUGAAUCCAUUGCCAAUAGGUUGAAGCAACAGGAGAAGCAUCGAACCAUACGCCAAGUAGAAGCUCUACUGGACCUGGCCAUUAAUUUAAAAUGGUAGCCAACUUUUUGUGUUUUCAUAACCCAAUUUUGCUUUUGAGAGGAUGGAGAAAAGGUGGGAAAGGGUGGUUGCUGCGCUUAGAACCCCAAAAAUGGCUUUUUUAUAAAUCAGUUCUGUGAUGAAGAGUUUCUUAUGAAAUAUGACUUUCAACAGAAUUUGCA